GCGGGGCAAAGGCUCUCACCCACCCUCGCCGGCGCAUCUUGGAUCCCCAUCCCCAUCAUCAACCAUAUCGCCAAACUACUCAUUGAGUCUUCGAUACUGUGAAUACCACCUUCCGCCCAUCCAACCAACUCGCAAUAUGGCAGGCAAGAAAGGGGCUGGGGAGAAUACCAAGAAGGCUUCUGGCAACGCAAAGAAGGCUGAAGCCGCCGCAGAAAAAGCCGCGGCAGAAAACGCAAAGAAAGCUGCGGCAGACGACGAGCAAUGGAGCAAGGGCGCAAAGAGCAGUGCGAAGAAGUAGGUUCCAGGUUCCAUUCAAACCCAGUCCCCGCCCGCGUCUGUGCCCACUUCCGCACUCUAAGUCGGAUCAUGUCUUCCCUUCGCAUACCUAGGUAUCGCUCCUAUACUGAUAGUGCAAACCCCUAGAGAUGCAGAAGCUGCCAAGAAGGCUGAGGCCGCCCGGAAGAAGGCCGAGAAGGACGCCCUAUUAGCAGCGGAAGAAAAGGAUGCUCGAGCAGCUCCAAAGAAUUCGAAGCAGGCGGUAAAGAAAACCAAGGGGCUCGACCUGUCACAACUCGAUGACCCUACUCCAAAAGCCGGGGCGCUGAAUGCCACUGGUAUCGACAAUGCCUUAGAUGCCCUCUCGUUAACCACAACCGAGAGCACGAAGAUUGAUAAACAUCCCGAGAGAAGAUUCAAAGCUGCCUAUGCUGCUUUCGAAGAGCGACGCCUGAAGGAGAUGGAAGAAGACGGAAGUGGGCAAGGAUUAAGACAGAACCAAAAGAAAGAUCGGAUUCGCAAGGAAUUUGAGCGACAUCCAGAUAACCCCUUCAACCAAGUCAAUGCCAGCUACGAUGCUACCAAGGACGAGUUGAAGGAACUCAAAGACCAAGAGAAGGCAAAGAUUGAAGCAAGACUGGGAAAGUGAAAGGGGUGCGAAUAACACCGCCAAUGGAUGAGC
Molecule: messenger RNA, 958 nt
Organism: Hymenoscyphus albidus
Lineage: Eukaryota; Fungi; Ascomycota; Leotiomycetes; Helotiales; Helotiaceae
Source: the annotation of a GenBank genome assembly